UUAUUUCUGGAGGAUUUUAUUCCGGCAUUUGGUAGAACUAGUUCUCAUGUUGGCAACACUGGUUUCGUUUUCGCGCCCAAAACACCACCGAAAAAUUCCGACGGAAAUUGUUUUGUUUAUCUCUCGUUUUGACAGAAUCACUUUGAUUUUGCUCUUUUUGAGUUUAUAUCGCCAAAUCGAACCAAUUAACGUUAAUAUGGAUAUGCAAAAAAAGAAUAAUUUAAUUUGUCAAUAUUGUGAAAUGGAACUUUCAAGUACAUCUGCUAAAAAUAGACAUGUCCGGACCAAACACUCGGAUCAAGACUUGGGUUCUACAUCACAACUGCCGAAAAGAAACAAGCAUAUUAUAUGUCCGAUAUGCAAUGAAGCUACUUUCUCAUAUCAUAAGGAUCUAAUUGAACAUUUUACUGGUGUUCAUAACAUAGCUAUAAAAGAAUCCACUUUAUAUUUCAGGAAUUUUAAUGAGUUUACAGUUUGGAGGGCAAUGGAGAACAGAGAAGUGGAUUAUGCUUGCCUCACGGGAAGAAAAUAUCCUGAUGGUGAAGAAAAAAAAAUAUAUGACUGUAACAGAAGUAAUUCGAAAGGAUAUGUCAGUUCUGCUAAAAAACGCGGUUUAAAGGCUGGGGGUAGUAUUCGAAUUCAAGGGAAAUGUCCUUCAAGAAUUGUGGUUAAGAUUUCGGCAAAUGGUUCUGUUACCGCAAAUUUUGUAGAAACUCAUGUGGGGCACAUUGAUGAACUUAGGACAAAGCGACUAUCAAAAGCCGAACAAAGUGCCAUUGUUGGACAACUAAAAGCAGGGGUGUCGAUUGAUAGGGUAAUUGAAGAUUCCAAAAUAAUUAAAAAUGAUAAAUUAGGAAGAAUAAACCUCCUAACAAGAGCAGAUCUAGCAUAUAUAAUAAGGAAAUUCAAAAUUGACAGAAGGAAAGAUGCAGAUGACAUUAUAGCUACAGCACUGAAAGUAGGUCCCUCAAGUUCUGAAGAGAGUAAUGGUUUGUUUAUUGAUGAGCCUUCGACAAGCCAGGACGAAGUAUUUAUUCAAGAAACCAAGCCUGAUGUAAAACCAAUUACGUUUGAAGAUGAACGAGAGAUCGUCAUACAAGAAAUGAACAGUUUUGCUCGCGGUUUGGACGAACAAUCGUUUAACGAAUACGCGGAGAACUUUAGAAAAUUCAAAACCGAUUGGGAACGACAAAAUUCCGAGGAAACUUUUAAGGAAAUAAAAAUAGAAGAGCCAACAUUCAUGUAAAAAAUAGGACAUAGUUUUGGUUUUGAAUAAUUACGCAUUCCGCCCUUACUUCCUAAGAAGUCCCAGAAGCCAACUGAAUGGCUUGUGCGGGUUAGGGGUAGGAACGGACCGCGGGCUUAAAGUCCCCUCCGAAGGACUAUAGUAAGUAUAUACAAUAAAUCUAAUGCUUUUGUAAUGUUUUUUAUUUUACGAUUAGUUUUUUUGCAAAAACCAAUACUACUUAGUAAUAUUGGGACAUUUUUUUUCAUAGAGGCUAUUGUUCAGUUUGGAAGUAAUUUCCAACGUACUUCUGUUAUAAAAUGUAAUGGACAUCAAAAUUUGAGAUUUUUUUAAUACAUGUAUGUUUUUUAGGGCCGAAACCGAUGCAGG
Brassicogethes aeneus is the source of this 1615-nucleotide messenger RNA. NCBI's taxonomy places the organism in Eukaryota, Metazoa, Arthropoda, Insecta, Coleoptera, Nitidulidae. The record is from the annotation of a GenBank genome assembly.